Molecule: messenger RNA, 2616 nt
Organism: Cyclopterus lumpus (lumpfish)
Lineage: Eukaryota; Metazoa; Chordata; Actinopteri; Perciformes; Cyclopteridae
Gene: syt14b
Product: synaptotagmin XIVb
Exons: 9
Coding region: 1-1590 (529 amino acids)
Source: RefSeq, a predicted model, not a curated record
AUGGCGAUAGACGGAGGGGGGAGGAAUUGUGGUGUUCAUGAGCUCAUCUGUGCCAGACGAGUCUCUCCUGAGCUUCUGGGUGUCCUGUCUUCCAUUGCAGCCUUCAUGGCGUUGAUGGCUCUGUUUUUUCUUUACCUCAGCAACAAGCUGUCAGUGGAGAGUCCCGCAGAUCUGUCACAUCUCAGUGGCUUUAAGAACAACAAGCCAGAGGGGGUUUUAUCAGACAGCGAGGAGGACAGAGGCCCCGAGGCUGAGGCCCUGAACGCAACGUCUGCGUGGAGCAACACGUGCAAACAGUCCACUGAGCAGGGCGGCGACAGCAGUGAAGCCUCCAACGAACGGGCCAACAGGAUCCAGAGAAUAAAGAUCAAUUCCUCCGUCAGUGAGUCCCAGCCUCCUCCGUACCAGGACGACGGCUCGGCGCCGCGCGCGACCUCUCGCUCCCGCUCGGAGCGAGAGGUCAUGAGAGGGUCGUCCACCCAGCGCUGUGACAGUGAGGCCAGUGAGGCCAGUGUCGACCAGGACACUGAGAGCUACCUCAACAAAGGAUGUGAUGAGGACAUACCCAGUGACAGCACCGCUGUGCUGGGACCAGAGGACGGCUCCGGUCUUCAGCUGCCUUCCGCCUACGAGCCAGAGCCACUUGCCAAAUACGGCACGCUGGACGUCGCCUUCGAGUACGACUCCGGUGAGCAGUGGUUGGCAGUCACCGUCACUGCGGCGACAGACAUCCCCGCUCUCAAACAAACGGGCAACAUCGCGUGGCAGGUCCACCUGGUCCUGCUGCCCACCAAGAAGCAACGGGCCAAGACCGGCGUGCAGAAGGGUCCGUGUCCCGUCUUCACGGAGACUUUUAAGUUUUCCAGAGUGGAGCAGGAGGCCCUGGGGGACUACGCCGUUCGCUUCCGCCUGUACAGCAUCAGGCGGAUGAAAAAGGAGAAGGUCCUGGGAGAGAAGGUGUUCUACCUGACUAAGCUCAACCUGCAGGGCAAGAUCGCUCUACCUGUCACUCUGGAGCCGGGCUCUGAACUCACAGGUUGCGGCUCGGUGGUGAGCGUUUCCCGCAGUGCCGGCGCUCUGUCCCAUCGCUCCACUGAAGACUCCUCUUUGCCGGAGCUCCUCCUGGGUCUCCUCUACAACUCCGCCACGGGACAGUUAUCUGCCGAGGUCAUGCAGGGAAGCCACUUCAAAACUACAGCGUCCGAUAAACCCGUCAACGGUCUGUUCUGUUGUAUAAAACACUUCGUAGGGGGGCAGCUUUAUAUCAUGAGAGACACCUACGUGAAGCUGACCAUGCUGGACUCGAAGGGGAAAGAGAUGUCCAAGUGUAAGACAGCCGUGUGCGGCGGCCAGCCCAACCCCACCUACAAGGAGACCUUUCUGUUCCAGGUGGCGCUCUUCCAGCUGUCCGAGGUGUCUCUGGUGUUGUCGGUGUUCUGCCGCCGAAGCAGCAUGAGGCCCAGGGAGAGGCUGGGCUGGGUCUCCCUGGGCCUCAACAGCACCGGCGAGGAGCAGCAGAGCCACUGGACAGAGAUGAAAGAGGCGGAGGGCCAGCAGGUCUGCCACUGGCACACCCUCACCGACACAUAGGGCCCACGAUUUAUGAACACGGACAUCGACAGCAUUCCCUUGGAAGGUCAAGAGUUCGGUCGGAGCAGGAAGCACCUUGUGUGACGUGCGUGUGAUGUGUGCGUGCGUGUGUGUGUGCUGCAUACAGGUGUGAGGGCGGGCAUCCCGGUCUUCACUGCCAGAGACUGCAUGCAUUAAUACCCUUUAAUCUGCAGACUGACUAUUGGUGGAGGCGUCAACUCCAGCGCCGGCCUUUUUAUCGACACAGGCUGAAAAUUAAUGACAUUAUGACUGAACAUUCAAAGAACAGAAAGAGGUUUCACAGUAAUUCUGCCUACAGCGAGAUCUGCAUGUACACCAACUGUUUACAGGACAAUGUUAAGACACUUCCAAACAUCUUCUGUCUCUGAAUCUUGGACCAAAGAGCUCAGUCCAUGACUAGCAGACUCCUCCCUGUUUCUUCUGGGCUUCAAUGGCCACCAGCAUACCAGACAUUUCUCUAUCAGUCAUAGCCAUUGGCAGAAGAGAAGGCAAUGAAAAGACUGUUACAAAAGGGCCUAUAACAUGCUGCAACUAUGCUUACAAGCAAUGCUUUGUACAGUUUGUUUACAUGCACAUGACAUUAUGCAAGAUACAUUCAUUGGUUUCCCCUUUUAUGUUUUUUUCCCCAUCAUCAGUCAAAUGGUUUACCAGAUUUAUGGGUGUCUCUUUGGGUUAUGUGUUACACAAAGACAGCUUUUUAUUGUUUUAUUGUGGUCUUGCAUAACCCGGUACACUAUGCAUCUGACGCCACUUUAAAACGAGCGGAAUGACAUUUUGUCUUGUGCUCGCCGAGUCUCUUACAGAAUUGGACACAGCUCUGCAUGCCACUGGUAUCAAAGAGCAGCUUCCCUUCCUGUGUCAUACAGAUUGAGCUCGUUUCACCAUUCAGCCUUCUGACAACUCAGCCAUGUUCAUUCAUGUAGAAACACGGUGCUUCCCGCUGAGGAGGAAUAUGCAAAAGCCAAUUCCUCCUCCAAUAAACCUGGCCGACUGAGGCUGUGCCGA